Puccinia triticina is the source of this 2316-nucleotide messenger RNA. RefSeq lists its product as uncharacterized. The record is from RefSeq and is a predicted model, not a curated record. NCBI's taxonomy places the organism in Eukaryota, Fungi, Basidiomycota, Pucciniomycetes, Pucciniales, Pucciniaceae. The coding region runs from base 1 to 2316 and encodes 771 amino acids. The transcript is spliced from 5 exons.
AUGGACGAAAACAUCAGCAUGGCGGGCCUGCGCCUCGAAUUUUGUUCUCAUGCCGCCCGGGUCAUGUCAUUCAAGUCCAAGAAAACGCUCCCCAAAGCUUCCCGAUGGCCGCACCCACAAUCCUUCCCUCUGACGGCCGAAGUCCUAGCCUCUGCGGGCUAUUUCCACGAUCCGGCUGACAAUGAGCCCGACAGGACGACCUGCUGGAUGUGUGGAGAAUCUAUGAAGGGAUGGGCAGAAGACGACGAUCCGUGGGAAUUACACCUCACUUGGAGUUCCAAGUGUCCAUUUGCCCGGAUAGCCCUACUAGAACACCAGCGAGAUACCCAGACCCCCUCGUGGUCCGACUCGCCUACCCAUUCAUGGGGUCCCAGCCAGGAAUGGUUCCCCCGAGGAUCAACCCUCAUCGAGGCACGCUUAGCCACUUUUGGUGGCCCAGACGGUCCCUGGAAGCACGAAGGCAAGAAUGGAGUACCUACCCGGUUAGAACUGGCUCGCGCCGGAUUUCACUUCACCCCCAACCUGUUCAAAAAAGGACGCAAGUUUGAUGUUGAUGAUACUACGUCAUGUUGCUACUGUCAUCGGAGUGUGACUGAAUGGGAAGUUGACGAUGACCCAGUUUCCGUUCAUCUGAAGAAAGGCGCCUGUAUCUUUUUCACUGCAGUCCAACCAACAGAAAACGCCAAGAAAACAAAUGCCAAACAGGCUAAGAAACCUCCCAAAAACUUGGACUCUGGCCCGUCGAGCUCAAUCAAGGCUUCUGCUGCCGAUUCGUCAGUGGUAGAGUUGAACGGUGAUUCGGUGAUAAUAGAGAAGAGCUCUCGCAGCAAGAAAAAGCCAUCAUCCACGGCUUCCAGUGCAGUAAAAACCGGACGACGGGUUUUAGCGUCUUCAAUAUCGGGAGCAGCUACAGCUGCUAACGAGUCUAUGGCUGCCGAGCCCGAAGAGUCUGUCCAGCUGAAGCCGAGCCGAGCCUCCCGCAAAGCCCCUCCGGUCAGCGACGUUCCACGUUCACCUGAGCCAGCCACCGAGCAAACCGCCUCGAAGCCUCCGGUCGCCCUCGGAAAAUCCACGCGCCUGUCGCGAUCAACCUCCAAGGCAGCAUCUGCCUCCACAAGCAACCGCUCGACGACCUCCCAUCCCGCCCAGCGGCCUAGGACGAGAGCCAGCUCAAACGCGUCUAGUACCAUCGAUAAUGCGACCCGGCAAACAAUCAACCAGACCGGCGAUGAUCAGUCCCAGCCUCAGACGGAAGACGAGGAAGUGGUAGCCAAGCCCAAGAAGUCCCAGCGACAAAAGAAGCCGGUCAAACCCAGCCAGCCCUCGUCCGCGCUCGGCAGUGAAAGUGAAGAUUACCGCCCAGCCCGUCAGCUGAACCGCAGCCAAAACACGAUGGCUGACAAGCGAGAACUUUCGACUGUCGGUCCGGGAGAUGAAUCACGGGUUGAAGAAGAGAUCACGACCAAGAAGACUCGCGUGCCCGGAAAGAAGAAGGCGCCGCUUUCGCAGAGCCUUAGCCGAUCUGAAGCUCCGGCCCAGCCGGCGCCCAAGGAGCGGAUGAAAAGCCCAGAGAUCGGCUCACCGGGAGCGGGCGAAUCUUCGACACGUCCCAAGGCUCUCAUGCCAUCACUCUUCCCGGGAUUCAACCCGCAAGCCCCGCAACUGUAUCCCACUCUACUGCCGAUCGCAGCCAAGAUAGCGGGGGCGAGCGCCGGCCCGACCAGCCCGGGUCCUGGCGAGAAGACGCACAAACUAGCCAGCUCGCAAAAGGCGACGUCGUCGCGCUUCCCAGGGUUCACUCCGCAAGCGCCGCCGCUGGACCAGUUGCCGGCAGCGACAGUCAAGCGGACGGGCUCGACGGCCGGGCCGACCAGUCCUCGUCCAGCGGGGAAGAGCAGGCCAGUGGUGGGUGGACAAGAAGAGCUCCCGAAGAAGGCUGCGCCGGAGACGGCGGGGAUCGACGAUCUCCUGGAAGAGUAUCUGGCCGGGGAGCCGGGGAAGCUGCCGGAGGGCUGGCUGCCGAACCCGUACAACCCUUCGCGGCCGUUCCCGCCGCUGACGGCCGAGGAGGCCCAGAUGCCGCUCAACGAGUACUUCGCCUAUCGCGCCCGUCAGGAGGAGGAGGCGUUCGCAGAGUGGGUCGAGCUCAAGAUGAUGCAGCCCUGGCUCCAGGCCGUCCAGCGCGGCCAACAAGCCGUCCAGGCUCUGGUCGAUCUCCGCAAAUUUCGGCGCACUUCGCACAAGAACUCUCGCCCCAAGACGUCUCCUCCCGACAAAGAAAACGUGAGACAUGUCGCUCCGGGCCGUCAGGCGUAG